AAUUGUAAAGACUAUGAAUGACAAUAAUAAUAGUAAAGAUUUUGUACAGAAUUAUGUAUAUUCAGUGAUUAUCUGUAUAUAUAUUAUCAUAAUUAUAAUAUUUGGUUUAAUUGCUAGAUUUGGCCGAAACUGUUAUAUUAGAGAAAUUUGCGAUACAUGUGAUGGCAUUGAGUUAAAGACAUUCAAAUCAUCUAAUUAUUACAAUGAUGUGAUAAAUAGUCCGUCCAUUUCAGUGGACAUCAAUGUCAAUGAUAAGAAAUUGAUGGAAAUGAUUGAUAUUGCCGUACAAACGGAUCCAUUGGCACCAAUCAAAAGAUACAUAAAGAAACCCCAAAGAGUGUACGCUAUUGUGCACGUGUAAGACACGAGUGAAAGUGUGUGGGA
Messenger RNA from Oppia nitens, 384 nucleotides. RefSeq lists its product as uncharacterized. The transcript has 4 exons. The record is from RefSeq and is a predicted model, not a curated record. Bases 14 to 361 code for a protein of 115 amino acids. NCBI's taxonomy places the organism in Eukaryota, Metazoa, Arthropoda, Arachnida, Sarcoptiformes, Oppiidae.